Molecule: messenger RNA, 1559 nt
Organism: Salarias fasciatus (jewelled blenny)
Lineage: Eukaryota; Metazoa; Chordata; Actinopteri; Blenniiformes; Blenniidae
Gene: ap3s2
Product: adaptor related protein complex 3 subunit sigma 2
Exons: 6
Coding region: 102-680 (192 amino acids)
Biological process (GO): intracellular protein transport; Golgi to vacuole transport
Cellular component (GO): AP-3 adaptor complex; membrane coat
Source: RefSeq, a predicted model, not a curated record
UCGUGAGAGGCCGCGUAGCUAACAGACGCUAACUAAAGUAAACACCGCGUACAUAUUUCGAUCAGUUUGACUCGGGGGCUGAAUAACAUUAAGGGACAGACAUGAUCAAAGCAAUAUUGAUUUUUAACAACCACGGGAAACCGCGGCUGAUCAGAUUCUAUCAAUAUUUUGCGGAGGACAUGCAACAGCAGAUAAUACGGGAGACUUUCCAUCUGGUGUCCAAGAGAGACGAUAACGUCUGCAACUUCCUCGAGGGUGGAAGCCUCAUCGGCGGCUCCGACUACAAGCUGAUCUACCGCCACUACGCCACGCUCUACUUUGUCUUCUGUGUGGACUCGUCUGAGAGCGAGCUGGGCAUACUGGACCUGAUCCAGGUGUUUGUGGAAACGCUGGAUAAAUGCUUUGAAAAUGUCUGCGAGCUCGACCUCAUAUUCCACAUGGACAAGGUCCACUACAUCCUGCAGGAGGUGGUGAUGGGGGGCAUGGUGCUGGAGACCAACAUGAACGAGAUCGUGGCUCAAGUGGAGGUGCAGAACCGCAUGGAGAAGUCAGAGGGCGGCCUGUCGGCGGCGCCCGCUCGCGCCGUCUCCGCCGUGAAGAACAUGAACCUGCCGGAGAUUCCGCGCAACAUCAACAUCGGAGACAUCAACAUCAAAGUGCCGAACCUCUCCCCGUUCUGAGCCGCAUUCCUCCGCAGACCCGGUGCACUACUGAAGCGGCCGUCCUCCACCCAGCUCUGUGGCUGACGGCUGAAAACACUGCUGGUUUUAAGUUAAAUGUACUAUGGAGCCACAGCAGCUCCCUCUCCACUUCCCCUGAUCUUUCCACAUGUGGGAGGUGAGCUGUGGGUUACACACUUCUGCUGUAUAUAUACUACACCAUUAUUCUAACUCAGAAUUUGCACAAAUGAUGUAAAAUUUGAUUCUCUAAAGCAUCAAGAGUAAUAUCUAUUUUCAGCUAUUCUCUCAGUUUUGUAUGUCUUAAAUUGAUUCCAUAUGAAUGAAGCGUCUCCGCCUUGUUAUUGACUUUUCAAAUCUAGACUUUCAUCAGCAGUCGCUCUGAUUGAGGUUUUAAAAAAUGUUCCCUCCAGCCGGCACAGACUUUCUGGACUCCGCUCAACUCUCUGAAAUAUGAUUCUCAGGCUUCUGUAUUCGGCUCUAAUUACUCAAGUGCUGGCUGGGCUUUCCUUGCAAUUUAUUUUUCCCUCUGUGUAAUAUAUUUCGACUUGCUUGUGAUUUGUGAAUACUGUUUUUGUUCUGCCGGGCAUGGACUGUGCUCGGCGUAAAAUGUAAAUGCUGUUUAGUUCAAGCCAAGUUUAUAUUGUGCUGCGAUAGCGUCUUGCCAACAUCUGUUUGAGAGUACAACAGACCAGUUACUUUAUUCUGCUUUUUUUUGGAUUUUUUCAGUUUUUGUAUGAAGCGUUUUAGCCUCGUCUUGUCUGUGUUUGGUCCGAUCUGUUCAAACUCUGUUAUCGUGAACGUCUUUCUAGGAAGACGAUGUAUCUCUGUGUCAACGACAUUCCUCCCCCAAGGCAAAUAAAUAUUUCCAAACCCCUGUGG